Molecule: messenger RNA, 3791 nt
Organism: Poecilia reticulata (guppy)
Lineage: Eukaryota; Metazoa; Chordata; Actinopteri; Cyprinodontiformes; Poeciliidae
Source: RefSeq, a predicted model, not a curated record
UAACGCUCCUCUAAACUCGUCGAGUGGGCUUUUGUGCUUUUCCUUUCAUCGUUUUGCAUAUGUUUUUGUACAACCCAUUGUGCAAUCAUUUGAAGGUUUUGAUACAGUAGGAUGAAGCUAUUUUGGAUGGGAUCAGUUGUGGUCAUUCCUACGAGAACCCAGUUUGUGUUUUUGAGUUUUGUUUUGAAUCUGUUAUUUCCUUGCAACUCCAGCCAAGACCUGAGCCUGCAAUGUCGAAUGAUACCCAACACUAUGCCUGUGCUGGAGAAAAAGGGGGACAUCAUUUUGGGGGCCCUCUUUUCCCUUCACGACAUGGUGGAGGAGCAAAGUUUGACUUUCACCUCCCAGCCUCCUAAAAGUAAAUGCACCAGAUUCAAUUUCCGAACUUUCCGCUGGAUGCAAACUAUGAUCUUUGCAAUUGAAGAGAUCAACAACGAGGGGAAGCUUCUUCCAAACGUCACAGUCGGAUACAAGAUCUAUGAUUCAUGCAGCACGCCGCAUCAGGCGUUGAAGGCUGCCAUGGAGCUAAUGGGGGGGGAGAAGAGCUCAGCGGUCGGAGAAAAAUCUCAGAGGAGCAGCACUUGCAAUGAAAGCGUGCCGCUGGUGAUAGGAGACGGAGGCUCCACUCAGUCUCUCGUAGUGGCUCGCUUCCUUGGCGUCUUCACCGUGCCGCAAAUCAGCUAUUUCUCCAGCUGCGCCUGUCUGAGUGACAAAAAGCAGUUUCCUGCCUUCCUAAGGACCAUGCCGAGUGACUUCUUCCAGGUAGACGCUCUGGUUCAGCUUGUUAAGCAUUUCGGCUGGACGUGGGUUGGUGUGAUUGCAGGUGAUGAUGCCUAUGGUCGUGGCGGGGCAAACAUUUUCGCUAAUGAGGUCACAAAGUUGGGUGUUUGUGUUGCCUUUCAUAGGAUUAUCCCUAAGAACAGACAGCAGGCGGAAAUUUCAUCCAUCAUUUCCGUCAUCCGGCUGUCUGGGGCAAAGGUGAUUCUCGUAUUUGCUGUGGAACAAGAUGUGGCCACGUUGUUUGACGAAGUACAAAGAAGCGAGCUCACUGGGAUACAGUGGUUAGCCAGUGAAGCUUGGAGCACAGCAGCUGUACUUUCCACCCCCAAAAAGUACCACCACAUCCUCCAGGGCACAGUUGGCUUUGCCAUUCAGCAGGCAAACAUUCCGGGAUUGCGAGACUUUCUGCUUCGCUUGAAUCCAUCAAGAUCGGACGCCCAGACGGAUCCCUUCCUUGUGUCCUUCUGGGAAGAGGUGUUUCAGUGCAGCCAGGGUGCUCAAACUGAAAGUCGGGAAAAGGAAGGUGAAAGUAAGCCUCCAUGCUCUGGAAAGGAAGACCUUGGGAAUGUGACGAAUAUUUAUUCAGAUGUGUCACAGCUGAGGAUUUCCUACAACGUCUAUAAAGCGGUGUAUGCUGUCGCCUAUGCUCUUAAAGCAAUGAAAAACUGUGUGAAAGGAGAAGGACCUUUUUUCCAGAGGUCCUGCUCAGAUCCAGAUGUUAUUCGGCCUUGGCAGCUACUUCAUUACCUAAAGCAAGUGCGGUACUUGAAUUCAUUUGCAAGUGAAAUUGAAUUUGAUGAGAAUGGCGACCCCGCAGCCAUGUAUGAUCUCGUUAACUGGCAGAUGAAUCCGAAUGGGGAACUUGAGUUCAUCAACAUUGGCAAAUUUGAUGGCAUGACCGGAGAUGUUAAACAAAAACUUUACAUCCAUGAAGGCGUCAUUUUGUGGAAUGGCAACCGAACCAGGGUUCCCUCAUCAGUAUGCAGCACUAUUUGUCCUCCAGGCACACGGAAGGCAAUGAGACCCAACUUUCCUGUUUGCUGCUAUGACUGUGUGGCUUGUACAGCUGGGAAGAUCAGCAAUCUCUCUGACUCCAUAGAGUGUGCGCAGUGCCCGCCGGAGUUCUGGUCCAAUGCUGAAAGAACCACCUGCAUCCCCAAACGGGUGGAGUUCCUCUCCUUUAGAGACACCAUGGGUAUCACCCUGGUUGCCAUUUCUUUCAUCGGCUCAUUCAGCACCUGCAUCGUGGUCCUGAUAUUUUUCUGCAAUAGAACCACACCCAUCGUCAGAGCCAACAACUCGGCACUGAGCUUCCUGCUGCUCUUCUCCUUGACGCUGUGCUUCUUGUGUUCUCUGACCUUUAUUGGCCAGCCGUCCAAGUGGUCCUGCAUGCUGCGCCACACAGCAUUUGGGAUCAGCUUUGUGCUCUGUAUCUCCUGUGUCCUAGGGAAGACGUUAGUGGUGCUGGUGGCCUUCAAUGCAAAACUUCCAGGCAGCAAUGUCAUUAAAUGGUUUGGCCCCUCACAGCAAAAAGCAAUCAUCGCUAGUUGUACCAUAACCCAGGUUCUUAUUUGUACCGUGUGGCUGCUCGUUGCGCCUCCUGCUCCACACCAACUGAUGCCGCGUGAGGAAGACUUUAUAAUUCUCUUAUGUGAUGAAGGCUCAUACAUUGCAUUCGCUCUGGUGCUGAGCUACAUCGGGCUCCUGGCAGUCCUCUGUCUUCUCUUAGCCUUCCUGGCCAGGAAACUUCCCGACAGCUUCAACGAGGCCAGACUCAUCACUUUCAGUAUGCUGAUUUUCUGUGCCGUUUGGAUAGCGUUUAUUCCCGCCUACAUCAGCUCUCCGGGGAAGUACGCAACAGUCACAGAAGUGUUUGCAAUCCUGGCCUCCAGUUAUGGACUGCUGGGUUGCAUCUUUGCCCCAAAGUGCUACAUGAUCCUGCUCAGGCCAGAAAAGAACACAAGGAAACACCUGAUGUCCAAAGCUCCCUCUGGAAAUUUUUAGAUUUUAAAAAUCUUGUUUCAUCUCCUACCCAGAAAGAAAGUGCUUGUGGGAUAUAUUUUACCACCAGAUGGUAGCAGUGAGCUAUUAAGAUAAAUUUAAUCUCUGGCUUAGAAAAUUUAAACCAGGAAUUUCCUUCUGUCUGUCUCACACCUUCCUUCCUACACACUCCCUACCUCUGCCGCCACCCACACUAACAGCGCUGCAAGACUUCAGAAACAAAAGCAAUGUCCCACAAAGGAGACGAGGUGAACCUCCACCUCCACCACCGUGAAUGUAAAUAUGAAAGACGUCUCAGAGCUGAAUAGCGCCAGGAUUUGGCAGUCGUGUCAUUGCUCAGUUCACAAAACAGAGGAUGAUGAGGCCCAAGGUUUCUGAGGAAACGCUGUGCAGAAAUCCCAGAGUUCGCUGGUUAAUUGAAUCCUGAUUCUCUAGAGGCUUUCGCAUGAAAACAUCCCGCCUGGCUAUUAACAAACCAAAUUGUGUGACAUUUUGCUUCUUUUCCCAGCUGCGUUAACACCAGCAGUGAUUAUCCCUGACUGAUGGAUGGGUUGUUGUUUCCCCAGACAUGUUAAUGUGGCUGAAUAUGACAGACAGAGAGCAUUACUGGUUUCCCAGGAAUAGACAGGAGAAAAGAUACAAGAUUUUUUUUUGUAAUUGACAUUGACUCAUAUCGAAACUUCAUUUAGAGGAAUCUGUGCACUUCUUUUUUGUCAAAAAAUAAUAAUUUAGGAGCUUCGAAUGGAUUUUUGUUCAUAGUGCACCAUCUGCAAUGAUUAUAAAUGCUUAUGAAUGUAGCAAUGUUUGUUUGAUUUAAUCUAGAGAGCUGGAACACAUGUACUCCAAAUGACGGUUAAAUAAUUAAUGGAGUUUGAAUGAGAAAAUGCUUGGUAAUUUCCUCAAAGAGAUUAAAGGAUCGCGAGGUGAACACGCAGAAAAUACAUUUUCUUUUUUAGACGUUAUUAAGGAGAGAAGUGUGAAGAUGAUGAUAUGGGGGAUGUAAUAAGAGA